Caenorhabditis briggsae is the source of this 1350-nucleotide messenger RNA. Lineage: Eukaryota; Metazoa; Nematoda; Chromadorea; Rhabditida; Rhabditidae. The transcript is spliced from 10 exons. Gene Ontology annotation, molecular function: fatty-acyl-CoA binding. Bases 1 to 1350 code for a protein of 449 amino acids. Gene Ontology annotation, cellular component: Golgi membrane. The record is from RefSeq and is a predicted model, not a curated record.
AUGGCUGAUGAGAACCAUGUCCGUCUCACCGAGGUUCAGCUUAUUCAAUCGGAAUUUGGGUGUCCUCUAGAAGAUUGCUAUAAAAUGGCCGUUCAGUAUUAUAAGAAAGAACAUGUUGGCAAGCAGGAGCCCGUUCAGUAUGAGGACCGUAUUAAGCUAUUGUCGCUGAGCAAGCAGAUCCAAAAUGGCCCCAUCACUGACGAAUUCGACAAUGCCGGUUGGCUGGAUAUCACUGGGAACGACGUGAACAAAGCUUGGCGUGAAUUGGGCUCACUGUCUCGCGACGAAGCGAUGGCAUCGUUCGUGUUCCUCGUCGAUCGUGUGUGUCCGCCGUUCAAAGGAUUCAUCUCGGAUAAGAAGGCCAUUUUCUCCUCCUCUUUUCGCUUAAAAAUGAGCCCCAAAACUGCCUGCUUUCUCCAGGAAAAAGAGGCGGAACUCAAAGAAUUUGCGCCACAAGUCACCGAACAAAGCGCACAGCCACCGUCCCUUCAACAAGUCGAUCAGCGACUUUUCGAGGAUCAGAGAAAACAAAUCCAAGACGCGCUGAACGCCCAAACGUUCCACCAAUUCUCGGCGUACGCUCAAGAGCAAUUCCCCGGACAGCCCGAGCAACAGACGACACUGAUUCGACAGCUCCAAGAGCAACACUAUCAACAGUACAUGUCUCAAGUCUACGCCCAGCAAUCACCCAAUCCAAAUGGAGAGUUGAGCGCAGAGGAAGCACAUCAACAGGCGAUUCGACGUGACGACGAUUCGGAUGUGUCCGAUGAUGAGGCUGGAGAGGAUUUGCCUUCAAAUCCUGCGAUCUCACCAGCAUCACUGUGGAAUCGACAGGAUAUCAACGAGUUCAAGGCGAAUAUCAAAAAGGACGGAACCGAGGGAAUCAUCAAAGUUGGGCAUGGAGAAACGGUGACGGUCCGCGUCCCAACGCACGAGAACGGCACGUGCCUAUUCUGGGAAUUCGCCACCGAUCACUACGAUAUCGGAUUUGGUGUGUACUUCGAGUGGACGGUGGCUGAUAGCAAUCAAGUAUCAGUUCAUGUCAGUGAAUCCGAUGAUGAGGAGGAUUAUGAUGAGGCGAUUGAGGGGGAAAACGGAGAGGGCGGAGCACCGGGAGGGCCAGGAGACGUUGAGAGUGGAGGAGGCGGAGCGAUGCAGACGAGACGCGUCGAUCCGAAUAAGCCGCGACAAGACGAAAUCAUCCCAGUCUACCGCCGGGACUGUCACGAGGAGGUCUACGCUGGAAGUCAUCGUUAUCCGGGACGCGGUGUCUAUCUGCUGAAAUUCGACAAUUCGUACUCUCUGUGGCGCUCGAAGACCCUCUACUAUCGUGUUUAUUACAGCAAAUAA